Hylaeus volcanicus is the source of this 6109-nucleotide messenger RNA. RefSeq lists its product as uncharacterized. NCBI's taxonomy places the organism in Eukaryota, Metazoa, Arthropoda, Insecta, Hymenoptera, Colletidae. Gene Ontology annotation, molecular function: ATP binding; protein tyrosine kinase activity; protein binding. The transcript has 7 exons. The coding region runs from base 375 to 4793 and encodes 1472 amino acids. The record is from RefSeq and is a predicted model, not a curated record. Gene Ontology annotation, biological process: protein phosphorylation.
CGAGUAGUAUGGUUACAGGGCAGCCCACAAAUUGCUUGCAAACAAAUCGGAUGGUUUGCGACGAGAUUUAAGUAUCAAGCCGUUCGCACCGCUGUUUUGUUCCAUUAAACUGCGUCGGACGCGAGGAAUAUUCUUCCAAUUAGCGCAAACGGAACGGAAGCGUGUCGAAGGAAGCGUGUAUCAUGGAAUCAAAAAAAAUGUGAUUCGUCAAGAGGAGCAAAAUUUGCAUGGUGGAGGGGAGAGUGUCUCGACGACGAAGAAAGAGAGAAGUCUUGUGAUUUUGUGAUCGCCGAUCGGCUGAAGCAAAGUGGCAGACGCUCGCGUCCCAUGACAAGGAGAGGAGGUUCGAUCGCACCGUGCUGCGUCAUCGUAGAAUGGACACACAAGGAGGAAUGUCCCGCAACACUGGACCUGGUUUGUACGAGUUCCUUAUGGAAGCAGAGUUGCAGCAGUAUUAUCCAGGAAUUCGAGGGGACUUGAAGGUACAGACAACCGCUCAAUUAAAAUAUGUAACUGAAGAAGACUUGAACGCGAUUGGAAUGAGCAAACCAGAAAUGCGUCGUUUGAAGAAGUACUUUCAGAAACAUUUUCCUCAAAAUUACCUCUCCAAAUUCAAGAAGAUGCUGUUGCCGAAACGCGAAGAACAAACUCCAGGUGUUUUGACCAUGUUACCGGAAGAGAGACAAGACAGACCGCCUAUUCGUGUUCCUAAUAAACAUAUGAUACCAGCGGAUGCUAUCAUUGUAAAUAAAGAACUGGGAAUGGGAGAAUUUGGAGUCGUGCAGCAAGGUGUUUGGACCAACGAUGGGGAAAGAAUACAAGUAGCCAUCAAAUGUUUGUCCCGAGAAAGGAUGCAGAACAAUCCCAUUGAAUUUCUGAAAGAAGCAGCGAUAAUGCACGCGAUAGACCACGAACAUAUCGUGAGAUUGUACGGCGUAGUCUUGGAUACGAACUCUUUGAUGCUCGUGACGGAGUUGGCACCUUUGAGAUCCUUACUCGAAUGCCUGAAGGAGCCUAGUUUGCGUCCUAGUUUUCCAGCUCUCUCGCUGUGCGAUUUUGCAGUCCAAAUUGCAGAUGGCAUGCAAUAUUUAGAAGCAAAGAGAUUGAUACACCGCGAUCUUGCUGCCAGAAACAUCUUGGUCUUCUCCAAGAACAAAGUAAAAAUAUCAGAUUUUGGAUUGUCUCGAGCUCUAGGGGUUGGAAAAGACUAUUACCAAACGAACUUCAACGUGAAUUUAAAACUACCAAUAGCAUGGUGCGCCCCAGAAUGCAUAUCUUACUUAAAGUUCACUUCAGCUAGCGACGUAUGGGCCUAUGGAGUGACUCUAUGGGAGAUGUUCAGCUAUGGUUUCCAACCAUGGGCGGCGUUAACGGGCCACCAGAUUCUAGAAGCGAUAGACGAACCAAACUUCCAGAGAUUAGAGCAGCCGGAGUGUUGUCCAAAAGAUUAUUUCUCGUUGAUGCAACAGUGCUGGCAGCACGAGCCAUCCAAACGACCAAAGUUCUCGGAAUUAAUUAACCUUCUACCUGACUUGAAGCCGGAACAAGUUCAAGCUGUUCAGGACAGUUCGGAGAUUGGACAGCUCGUCUACAGGCAAGGCGAUGUUAUCACUGUUUUAGACAAAGGAAGCAGCAACACUUUAUGGAAGGGUGUUUUGAAUAGCGGGAAAACUGGGUUUUUUAAUCCUGCUCAUACGAUAGCGUACCUUGGAUCUAAUUUACCAAGUAAUAAACCUGGGGAAUUCACGCGCGGGGAUGGUAAGAAUGCGUUCUCUUCUCAACGAAGAAAAAUCAGGACGGACAUGAUUUCUUCGCCGCAAGGAGAUUUGAAGCAUACCGGUCAUGUUGGACUGGACGGAGCUUACUUUGGCGAUAUCGGGUUCCUCGGUGGGAAGAAUCCUCAUUUACCAAGGCAAGUGGUAACUCCUUACAAACCACAGGAAGAUGUAACAGACAAUUCUAGUCAAGUUGCGAAUCAAGAUGCGAGAAAUUCGGAGAUGAACAGGGAAUUAUUGAGGGAUAACAGGACUGCGCAGCAGGAUACUCAAAGCAAGCAUGAAAGUUUGUGGUCCGACAUAGGCUCCGAAGUAUGCCAUGUAGGAGCUCUGGCUAAUUCAAGUACACAGUCUGUGUCAACGAACAUGGCUAACAGUACCGAUACUCUUGGCGCAGACCAUGAAUACCAUGAAAUUAGCGACGAAGAAAAUCAAGAUAGUCCUCUACGAUUCGAUAAAACGUUAAAUUUUGAUUUUGGACCAAGUUUAUUGGCUGAAAUGGAUCAAAUGUUUAGAUCAUUAGGAUCAUCACCUCCUCCACCACCGUCUGCUCAUCCUCUAUCUACAGAACACGAGUCGAGCAAUGUUAGAAACGAACUAAGAGAGAUUCAAGCGAAGCAAUCUAACAAGAAAAAACAAGCCACCGUGAGUCCAAUAAAUGUGAAGCCUAUCUCAGCCGCCGAUCAGAAAACACUCUACUCAGCCAUUGCUAUGGCACAGGAAUUGACAGCACGUUCCAUGACAGAUCUUGAACAUCCGUCGGAGUCUCCCCGAACACCUGCCAGUCCUUCGAGGCGCAGAAAGUUCUCUUUUAAGUUGCCACAUCAACACAGUCCCAAACCAGACAGACGACACUUUUCAGAAGAAGCUGCCAGUAUACCUGACAUACAGUGGUUGUGCUCGAGCUUGCAAUCGUUAUCGUCCACCGUCUCCAGCAUAGAGUCUCUCGGUGCUCCGUCCACCCUGAAACUACCAUUAUGGGACAAAGCAUCCGCUGAAUUCUGUUUCGCAAAGUCGCGAGAGCUUCUGACCAAACCGAGCGCGUGGACUUCCUACAUGGACAUAGAGUUCGACGCGCACAUUCUGGACAACGCUGCUACGAAGCCUAAUCUGGUGAAAUCGACUGAGUUUUUGGAAAAUGGGAACAGAAAGAGCACCUUCGGCUGUGAGAACGCGACGGAAACCGAAGGAAAGCUGAAUGCUCUUCAGCAAAACGGAAAGAUGCCUUCGGCUAUGGAGAACUUGAACUUCGACUUCCCGCGUGACCCGAAGAGGGUGUCCACCAGCUACGUGGAUCGUUAUUUCGAGCAACCUAAAUACUUUGAUGAUGAUAAUAAUGCAGGUUGUGCUAUCGAGAAGGCUUCUUACUUCGGAGAGGAGAAGAUGGACAGGUACGAGAAGAUCAACAACUUGGAGCAGCCUAGUAGGUCUAGUUGCUACUCUAACAUCCAGGAGCAAUGUUCCAUGGUGGUCAACAAGUCCAUCCAGUUGCAGAACAAAUUCGCCAAUUGCGAUCAGUCCCUGAAAGAUGGCACAGCGAAUUUCGACGCUCAUUGCGACGAUACGACCUUGACGAAGGAGAAGUCGACGAAUUUCGGCGAUUUUCCGCGCAGCAAACCCAUCAAGGUUGGCAAUCUGGAACUGGGGACACGUCCCAAGAUCUCCAGCUCCUUCAGCGACUCUUCGAAAAUGAACAUCCCCGAAUUUCCCAAGAAGAUGGACCUACCGAAAGUCAGGAGCGGGAAAGUGUCUUUCGCGUCCAGAAGCGCGAAUCAAGAAGUUAAAAGUAUGAUCUAUGGGUCGACAGACAGCAUCAAGGCUAACUUGAAGACUGGCGGAGGGUUGGACAGUCCUAGAGGGAAUAUGGAAGCCGUGAGGAUCAACAUACAGAGUUUUCGCAAGAUAGAACAGAACCAGAACGGUCACGAUGGUUUUCCUUUCGUAAUAUCCAACAAUCCCUUGUUUAUAGCUGAAACUGAAAAGAAGGAGUCGCCUGUUUACAGCAGCUCCGAGAGUCUGCGCGUUAACUUCCAAAGACUCAGACGAAAGUCCGACGCAGAGGCGAAUAAUCAAGUGGAGUUGAGCAGCAAACUUCUGGCAGAGAAGUACCAACGCGAGGUGUCGGGUUUGGAGAGCGUAAAGAACUACCUGGACUCUAAAAAAGGUCAAGGAUUGAAUCUAGGUCUGGGUAAGUUGACGCAGAAUAUGAUCCAGUUGGGCAAGAACAUCGCGCAAAACUCGAGGAACAUGGAGAGCACUACGUCCAAGUCGCUGGUGACGAACAUGAGGAACCUGGACAUCUCUGGCCAAAUGCAAACUCCGGUUAGGAGCUUGAACAUUCCCAUUCAGAAGCCUAAACAUUUGGAUUUAAACAUUCCCCUGCAGUCGCAGAUUAACAUGAAGCUGAACCUGACGCAGAAGGCAAACCCUCCAGCGAGUCCUACAAUACACCAGCACAUCCUAGAGCCGCCAAAGUUGUAUCAGAACGAUAACUCGAAGAAAGAGGUGCCCAAGACUGAUGUACUCUUAGAGAAAAUGCCAACAGCUGCUAAUAUUUAUAGGCAGAGGACAUCUUCCCUUUCGGAGAACAGGAAACCGCCUAUAAAAAAUAUAAGGAGGUCGUUUCACCCUGCAAAUGACUCCAGCGAGGAUUCGGACUCCAUAUCUCAUUCUGAAACGGACAUAAGAAGCCGCUUGCGUUAUAAGCGUCGCCACAAGAAACUUUCGCAUAACUUUCGUUUGAAUUUCAAGAACAAGGGCCACUUCUUGCACCCUGAGUCAGCCAGAGGUUUCUCGUCUAUCGAACUCUGUGGGAAAUCGCCACCACCAUCGACCAGUUUCUUGAAUUCUCUUUCACCGCCUUUUUCCUCCAGGAACAACCUACUUUCUUGGCCCGAAAGCGCUCCGAGCUCUAGUUUAACGUUCACUAGCAACUCCGACUUGGACUCUGACACCAGUUCGGAAUAUCCAGAGUUCACAAACGACAUACUGACCUUCCCGCCAUCCCCUGCCCCAUAGAGUCUGGAUAUCCUGAGUUUUGUAAUGCCUUCGGAUCUGGACUCUAGCAAUGCAUCAUCGUUGUAAAGUGCAUGAUGUCGAGAGAAACUUGUAAGACAGAGUUGGGCAAUAAUUAGACUGUAAAGUAUUUCUUUUUGAUAUCUUCUGCCUGGAUAAUUUAUAUUUAAAUGAAUAAUUAAGCGAUACCUGAAAUAUUUAAUUUUGAGUAAAUAUGUAAUUUCAUUGUAGAUUCGUCGACACUUUCAAUAGUCCUCGUUCAACGCCUAUACGAGUUUUUACAGUGAUGAAAGCAACAUCAAGACAACCUUGUUUAAAGAUCUUGGAAAGUGGUUGGAAAAUUGUAACGAUACCCAACUCUGGACAAUACAGUGUACUUAAAACAUGAAACUGCCCGGAAACAGUUUGUGUCACAUACGCUUAGCAUGCUUGCAUGUUACACUAAUUACUAAAUAACGUAUAGCGGUUAAUACGUUUGGAUGCAUUUACAUAUUUAUACUAUUUGUACUUGGAGGACAUUGGAAUGGGAAUCCUAGAGUAUGUAAUCGGAACUACGUGUCGAUACUACGUUUUGUUUACACGCAUAUGCGAACCUGGUACCCUGAUGUGCUCGAAACGUCAUUUACUCACGUUGCAUCCCUUUUGGAGUAGCGCAGCGUUUUCCAAUCUGUGUUGAAGCAGAUAAUUGUAAAAAGGUAUUCAAUAAGUGGCCUAAGACUUUUGGACCUUUUUGUGUACUAUAUCUCAGUAUGUAUACCAUAUUUUGAUUUCUUUUUCUAUGGCAUUUGAAUGAAAAUCCAAGGAAGCAUGGAUACUUUUGUUUGCUAGACUUGCAAUGUCCCUUCAUCAAAAAGGGUUAAAAGUGGUAUAAAAAGAUUGGAAAACGUUGCCGUAGCGUAUCGUUUCCGGCAUCAUCUCUAGUCGGCCUAUAUGAUUCACUCCCCCCCCCCCCCCCCCCACACACGUUUGCACUUUGAGUCCAAGAGAGUGUGUUCAAGCAUUGUUUCCACUUGCUCGCGGUUUACCUUUCAGUUACGAGAGGAUCGGAGCCCCACGAGGAUGUUCCUUUCACGUUUUGAACCAUAGUCUCUUUCAUCCCCAGUUUGUUGAUUUUUUCUUUCUUUAAUUUCUGUUCUCUUCUUUCCCGAAUCUAUCCCCUCCCACGGCUUGUUUAGGCAACGUUGUCGGACGAGGCGAAGGAAGUCUACAACAGUCUGGUGGAAACGCCAAGCAUAGACACUGCCCCUGACACGAAUCCGUUGCGCAUGCUGCGCUCAGGUGUGCCAAUAGUCAGGCCCAGGAUUCGUGGAAACAAGCAC